AUGCCAACCGCGAGCGACUUCAUCUGUCGACUUCGUGAGCUCGAGGCGGACCGCCAACGCAUCGAGCUCAGCCAGGCGCUCCUCCAGGGCGAGGUGCGAGCGUUCUCGCACGAGGUCGCACGAGCCGCUCAGAGCGACCCGAACAUCCUGGGCCUCCUCCAAGCCGAGGCGAGGGCCUUGCUUCCUCUCGCCGCGCCGCUCGACCCGCCCGAGCAGCUCACGAUCGACAGCGGCGACUUUAUCAUCGGUACCUUCGACGAGGACGUCAUCCUGCCGUCGAGCCUGCCCUUCCUCGACCUCAGCCCGCCAUUCGGCGCGACUGGCGACGACGCCGCCGCACCGACCUUCCCUCCCCUCGUCGACAUUCCCGACCUGCCCUUCCCCGACGCCGUCAUGAGCCUCCCCACCAGCUCCUUCGGUUACGACGCCCAUGCCCUGUCAGUCAGCACCUCGGCGCCGAGCACCAUUUCGUCGUCCCCACGGUCGUCGUUCUGCUCGCCCGUCUUCUCGCCCAUGGACGUCGCAGCGAGCUCGUUCGGGACCGACUGGACAUCGUCGUACUACUCGUCGGGCUCGACCGGCGCCGUCUCGCACGCCGGCGCGUCGUUGACGAGCGGCUUCGCGCUCGUGCCGCCGAGGUUUGCGCACGCGCCCUUCGACGCGCACCUCGAGGCGCUCGUCGCGAGCUCGUCGACGCUCGAGCGGGUGCCCUCGCGAGCGGGCAAGGUCAAGUGCGAGUCGCAGGCCGGCGACGUGCGCUUUGACCCGCUCGCCACGUCAACCUCGGUCCGCCGUCGCCAAAGCUCUUUCGGGUCCAGCACAUCGCCCGACAUUCCUGUUUCGCCAGAGCUCGAGCCGGCGUUGCACAAGUCGACCGCGUGCUCGAGCAGGGCUCGGUCGAUGCGUCAAGCCGUCAAGGGCGCGACGACGUCAACCGCGGUCAAGAAGAAUGACGAGCACAUGUUCGCUGUCUACAUCCAGGGUGUCGGCAAGACGGGCGAGACGUCCCUCACCCGCCUCUAUCUCGACCACUCGUCGCUCGACCCGACCUCGCCCCUCGGCUGCACCGUCACCGGCGACACGCUCUACACGGCGAGCUCGUUCGCCCGCGACUGCGAGCGCGCGAGCGUCUACUCGUUCUUCACGGCGUCGCGCGCCCAGUGGGUCGUCGAGUUCUCGCUCGCCGGGCCCGCCAUCGUGCCCGUCACAAGCUCGUCGAGCGACACGACGACCACGGCGGCGGCGACCAGGACGUUCGUCCACUUCCUGCCCGGCGACCUCGUCGUCUCGCCGUCCCUGCCGCUCGGUUCGCGCGAGUGGUGGCGCCUGCAGGAGUGCCGAGGCGCGCAUGCCGGCUACCCGGGCGGCGCAUGGACGGCGAGGUACGACGACGAGGCGGCGACAGCGAGCGGCGGCGCAGGAGGAGGAGCGGAGAAGCGCCGGCCCGCGAGGAUCCUCGCGCACUUCCUCAAGUGCUGCCCGGUCGACGACGCCGAUGGCGAGUGGUCGCUCAUGAAGCUGGCGCGGCUCAUGAAGAAGUAGCCGGUCUCUCGAGCCCUCGAGUCUUUCUCUCUCCCUCUCUUCUCCUCUCGCACUGUCUGUAUCGCCGUCGAGUACCUCUGCAGCACGAGCAGUUCCUGUGGCCGCAUGUUGUUGUACACGAACCUC
Rhodotorula graminis WP1 is the source of this 1668-nucleotide messenger RNA. RefSeq lists its product as uncharacterized. The record is from RefSeq and is a predicted model, not a curated record. The transcript is spliced from 6 exons. NCBI's taxonomy places the organism in Eukaryota, Fungi, Basidiomycota, Microbotryomycetes, Sporidiobolales, Sporidiobolaceae. The coding region runs from base 1 to 1542 and encodes 513 amino acids.